This is a messenger RNA of Colletes gigas, 1787 nucleotides long. RefSeq names its product notchless protein homolog 1 (gene Nle). The transcript is spliced from 8 exons. Gene Ontology annotation, biological process: Notch signaling pathway; ribosomal large subunit assembly. Gene Ontology annotation, cellular component: nucleolus. Lineage: Eukaryota; Metazoa; Arthropoda; Insecta; Hymenoptera; Colletidae. The coding region runs from base 324 to 1787 and encodes 487 amino acids. The record is from RefSeq and is a predicted model, not a curated record. Gene Ontology annotation, molecular function: protein binding.
UGCCAACAUAGAAAUGCAUAGAUGAAGUCAGGGAAUUGAACACAUUUUAUAGAAAGUGUUAAACGAUAAUCGUUAAUUUGUAACCUGUAAGUUUGCGACUUUACAUCAGUUUACGGCGAUCACGCCACGCGGGUUGAUCUGUCCCCACGAUGAAGCUUUGAAUAUAUUGUAAACAAUACGUUGAGAGUAUGUAUAAAUUAAUAAUAACAGAAUUAUACGCUAGAAUUUUUAGUUAGAUUUACAGUGAGUGUAAAAAGUAUUCGUACUUGUAAUCGUUCUAUGUGGAAUGUUACGAAUCAAAGACUUUAGCCAAGAAAUAUCCAAUGACGGGAAUUGUAACCAUAAAUAGAGGCAAGCUCGAAGAAACCAGCGAUUUCAUUAUGGAAACGAUGGAAACUAAACGAGUUCUGUCUCGUUUUAAAUCCGACACCGGUGAAGUGCUACCGGGUGGUUUGCUGGAUUUACCCACAAAUAUUACCGUCGACAAGUUACAAGCAAUUUGCAAUGCGCUCUUGCAAUACGAAGAACCGAUAUCGUUUGCAUUUUAUGUGAAUGAUAUUGAGGUUACGGACACUUUGGAAGAAGUCAUUUCGCAGAGUUUUUGCACAGAGGAGAAUGUAAUUGAAAUUAUAUAUCAACCGCAAGCAGUUUUUAAAGUUAGAGCAGUUACUCGUUGCACCGGAUCUUUGGAAGGUCAUAAGGAAGCUGUGAUAUCGGUUGCAUUUUCACCGGAUGGAACAUGUUUAGCUAGUGGUUCCGGAGAUACUACAGUUAGAUUUUGGGACAUCUAUACGCAAACUCCAUAUUUUACAUGCGAAGGUCAUAAACAUUGGGUUUUGUGCAUAUCGUGGUCUCCUUGCGGAAGUAAGCUUGCGUCUGCAUGUAAAAAUGGGGUGAUUCUGUUGUGGAAUAAAGACACUGGCAAACAAAUAGAUAGAGCUAUGUCGGGGCACAGCAUGUGGGUGACGUCUUUGUGCUGGGAACCGUAUCAUAAAAAUCCAGAAUGUCGAUACUUAGUUAGCGCUUCCAAAGAUUGCGACUUGAGGAUAUGGGACACGAAGCUUGGACAAACUGUACGCGUUCUCUCAGGUCAUACGAGAAGCGUGACGUGUGUUAGAUGGGGAGGAAGUGGUCUCAUUUAUUCCGCGUCCCAGGAUAGGACAGUCAAAGUGUGGAGAGCAGACGAUGGAAUCUUGUGUAGGACUUUAGAGGGACAUGCGCACUGGGUGAAUACAUUAGCAUUGAACGUAGACUAUGUACUUAAAUCCGGCCAAUUUCGUUUUGGAAAGAACGAAGACAAAACUGAAAAUUCGUUAGAACGUGCGAAGACGCAGUACGAGUCUUUUGGCGAGGAAAUACUUGUUUCCGGUUCCGAUGACUUUACGUUAUUCCUUUGGAAACCAGAAAAGGGACAAAAAUCCAUUGCAAGAAUGACUGGCCACCAACAGCUGAUCAAUGAUGUGAAAUUCUCACCGGAUGGUCGCAUAAUCGCGUCAGCCUCGUUUGACAAGUCCAUUAAAUUGUGGGAAUCUAAUACAGGAAAAUAUAUAGCUUCGUUGAGAGGUCAUGUACAAGCUGUGUACUCUCUUGCAUGGAGUCCAGACUCUCGUUUGCUCGUUAGUGGCAGCGCAGAUUCUACUUUAAAAGUGUGGAGUAUGAAAACAAAGAAGCUCCUUAGGGAAUUGCCUGGUCAUGCGGAUGAGGUUUACGCCGUUGACUGGUCUUUGGACGGGUUGCGCGUCGCAUCCGGCGGAAAAGACAAAGUAUUAAGACUUUGGCAAAAUUGA